Molecule: messenger RNA, 1001 nt
Organism: Tripterygium wilfordii
Lineage: Eukaryota; Viridiplantae; Streptophyta; Magnoliopsida; Celastrales; Celastraceae
Exons: 2
Coding region: 129-749 (206 amino acids)
Source: RefSeq, a predicted model, not a curated record
CCACUUCCUCCGUAUUUCUCUCUAUUAAAACAGAACCGACACAGUCAUUUCAUCGAACACCUAGAAAUCGCAACUCCAUUUGCGUUAUUUUCUCGAGAAAAUCUCGAUUUUCCAUGAUUUAAGGCAGCAUGCGAUUCCCUGAUGAAGCUGAUCCGCCGAAGCUCUCUUUAUUUUCGCUCCCAAACAAGCCAAAUCAGGAGCCGCCAGGGAUGCUAACGCCACCACUCAGAACCUCGGUGUCAGUGCCGUUUCAGUGGGAGGAAGUGCCAGGAAGACCCAGGCCCAGUACCAUCACCGACGCGGAGCCCAAGCCCAAGACCGCUCGGAGCUUGGACCUGCCACCGAGACUGUUAAUCAACGAGGCUAACUCGCCUACAACCGUCUUGGACGGGCCGUAUAUAAGUAAAGGAGGGUGGUCGUCGAAGUCGACGUCGUUUAGGAGGAGCCCAUCGGAGAUUUGGGGGCCCAAGAAGGAUAGGCCGGCCAUAUUAUUUGGUUCCACAAGGUGGGGGAGUUUGAAGAAGAGUACUAAAGAGGCUGUUGGGAAUAGUUCUGAGCACUUUUCAUCAUCGUCAGUGGCUGCCGAUAAAAGCAGUGAGGGUUCUGCUGGUGAUCCAAAAGUAAGGAUCACAAGAAUCAGGAGAAGAACAAGUUUUAUGAGUUUUUCUGACAAAUCAACAAGAUCACAUAUGUGGGCAAGCUUUUAUGAUAGUUUUAAGCAAGUGGUCCCAUGGAGACGUAGACAUUAGAGAGGAGAAAAUGAUGUAUUGCCUACGUUUGAUCUUCUUGAUCGAACCUCAUCGUCCAUGACUAUUUGAUUGUAAUAAUUGAAGUUCAUAACAUCUACCAUGACCCUCUGGCUUUCCAUUAAAUCAUCAAAUGUGUAAUCUGUGGCCCAAAUUUCCUCUCUGAUAUCAACUUAAUUACCAGUCAAUUUGCUCUACUGUACAUAUAUAGUGUACUUUAAAGAUUUCAAUUGCAAGGCAUUAGUUUUUCUUUGA